UGUCUGUUCAAGUACAAAGUAAACGACAAAAAGGUCGCGUUACUUUUCCAAUAUUCACUUUUUAUUAUACUUUACCUAAAUGACGACUAAUUCAUUAAGAAAUAAUGUCAUGAAUAUUUAUGCUUAAAAUUCAUUCAGCUACAAGUGUUUAGUAUGCAUUUAACUUACAAUAAUGGAAAACUCAUGAAAUACUUGUAUUUUAGUUUUCUAUAUAUCUUGUAUUCAGCAAAUGAGCAAACUGAACCAAUAAGAGAUUCAUCACGUGACAGGAGACAUAACAUUGUGGUUUUCUACAGUAGUAGGACUGAAAUUCAUCAGUAUAUAAAUUAUGUACACAAUUCUAUAUUGUCAUGUACUUAUGUAAAUAUAUAUACAUAGCUUACUCCACGUGAUUUUACUGUCGGCUGAAUAAGGUUAUGUCCUUUUAAAACAUACAGUCCUUUAUUUACUGUGUGUUUAUGUUUUAUUAAUUAUUAUAUAUAACACUAAUAUUGUAAAUAACGAUGUCAAAAAAAAAGCAAAGCGAUUUAAAUGCAUGGAAACCUUUAGCUCUAGACGGUUCUGUAUUCUCGGGCGGUAUUGAUGGUUUAAUUGGUGUAGAAGAACUGACUAAUUAUAAAUUAGAAAAAGAAAGUAACACAACAAAAAUUGUAAUUUGUGACGCUGGAGAUGAAACUAGAAAGUGCAAGGUAUCUACAAAACGAAAAAGUUCAAAUAAAUGGCAAGAAGAUAAUAUACAUGAUAAUAAAUCAGUAUUAAAGAAAGCAAAAUUUAAAAACAAUAAAGAUAAUGAUCUUAAAAGAAAGAAAAAGAAAAAAGUAUCAAAUCAAAUUGUACAAAAUGAUUUAGACUGUAACUCUGAUGAUCAGCUUUGCAGUCAAAAUAAUGACAUUGAAAGUAUAGAUAGUAUCAAUGUACAAGCAUGGAGUACAUUAGGAGUGCCUGAUAUUAUAAUAAAAGCAUUAAAAGAUCAGCAAUUUCAUUCGCCUACUACUAUUCAAAUGUUAACUUUGCCACCAGCAAUAUUAGGUCAUAGAGAUAUAUUAGGGGCUGCUGAAACAGGUAGUGGAAAAACAUUAGCUUUUGGAAUUCCCAUAAUAAAUGGUAUUUUAGAGUUGAAAAGCAAACAAAUCAAUGAACCUAAUAUAAAUUCUAAAAAGAAAUCAAGUAAUAAUAUAAUAAAUAAAGGUUGGAUUUGUGCGGAAAGUGAAACUGUUGAAGAUGACAAUAGUUCUUUAGAAUCUGAUUAUGAAGAGAAUGAUGAUACUAGAAAUAGCAUUAAUUGUGUUCGAGUCAUUAAUAAUGUAGAAAUGAAUGAACCACAGAAUUAUAUACAAAAGCCUUUAUAUGCAUUAAUUUUAACACCAACUCGUGAAUUAGCUGUUCAAAUAAAAGAUCAUCUGACUAAAGCAGCAAAAUAUACUGACAUUAAAAUAGCAAUAGUAUUGGGUGGAAUGGCCGAAGUCAAACAACAGAGAAUAUUAAGUAAAGGUCCUGAAAUUGUAAUUGCCACACCUGGUAGAUUAUGGGAAUUAAUACAGACAGGUAAUCCCCAUCUGAAUCAAGUGGAUUCCAUUAAGUAUUUAGCCAUUGAUGAAACAGAUAGAAUGUUAGAAAAAGGUCAUUUCCAAGAAUUGCAGCAACUACUGGAAAAAAUAAAUAUGAAUGAAAAUAUGUUACAAAAAAGACAAACAUUCGUCUUUUCUGCUACAUUAACAAUGGUCCAUGAUAUUCCACAGUAUUUGCAAAAAAAGAAAAGAAAUCGGUCUAAAAGUCGAAUAUCUAAGAUGACAUCUGACCAGAAAUUACAAAAAAUUAUAGAUUUAAUUGGAAUAAAAAAUCCAAAAAUUGUAGAUAUUACAAAAGAAUCAGGUACUGCCAGUAGUUUGACAGAAUGUAGAAUAGUGUGCACAAUAGAUCAUAAAGAUUAUUAUCUUUAUUACUUUCUAAAACGGUAUACUGGUAGGACAUUGGUAUUCUGUAAUAGUAUUGGUUGCGUGAAACGAUUAGCUACUCUUUUUGGUAUACUUGGUUGCAGACCUUUACCAUUGCAUGCUAGCAUGCAACAAAGGCAACGAUUGAAAAAUCUGGAGAGAUUUCAGGUAGAUGAAGAUGGAUUAUUAAUAGCUACGGAUGUAGCUGCAAGAGGUUUGGAUAUACCAAAUGUAGAACAUGUAAUACAUUAUCAAGUGCCCAGAACCAGUGAAAGCUAUGUACACAGGAGUGGGAGAACUGCAAGAGCUCAGAGAGAAGGUAUAACAGUCCUUAUGAUGGAACCAUCUGAGAAACAAUAUUAUACCAAAUUGUGUAAAACGCUCGAUCGCACGGAAGAUUUACCCGUAUUUCCGGUAGUAGAUAAGUUACUUAUUGCAGUCAAAGAAAGGGUUAAUAUUGCCAGAGAUAUUGAUAAAUUGGAAUUAAAAAGUCGUAGAAAUAAUUCUCAAAAGGGAUGGCUACGGAAAGCGGUAGAAGAUAUGGAAUUGGUUUUAGAAGAGGACGAAGAGGAUUUAGAAUUAGAAACGAAAGAAAUGGCAGACUUAAAGCGCCAAUUAAAAAUGAAAAAGCGUCAAUUGGAUUCUCUUCUAUCAAAACCACUGUUUCCAAAAGGAUAUUCUGGGAAGUAUUUCAACAAUAAUAUUGAGUUUAAGUUAGCAGAUACCACUGAGAAAGCUGUUGAUAUUAUGAAAAAGGUUAUAAAAGAAUUUCCUCGGAAACAAAAAGAAAAAAAUAAGUUGUUGAAUAAAAAGAAGACCUUUUCGAAGAACAACAUUUUAAAAAAGAAAACGGUGAAGAAAGCAUAGGGUGUAUUUCCUUAACAAGGUAAAAUGGUCAGAAAUAAAUAUUUCAUAUGUCUGUACGUAUCUAUUUUAUUGUCUACAUUCGGUUUUCUGUGUAAUUAUUCAUAUUUCGCGUCGCAUUAACUGGAAUAAGUUUUGAAAAAGGGUCACUUCAGUUUUUUUCCCCCAAAAGUUUUCAUAAUUCUGUCUUAAGAACAAUAUUCACAUUGAUUUUAGAAACAACUAACCGCGCGUUCCUUAAAAGUCACAUCGGUCUCAUUGUAAUUGUUAGUACGUAUGGCAGAGGUAUGUGCAUGCAAUCAUUACCAUUUCUACAAUGUUACGUGUAGCUCCGUGGUAUUUAUUAUAUAAUAUAAUACAGAUUGAAUUGCGCGUCGAUUAAAACGAUCAACGGGUUUUCCGAUCAUCAAACACAGCCGGUUUACUUAAUAGUAAUAACAAACUCUUCUUGCUCAGAACACCGUAUUGUAAAUAACUUCGUCCUCCGUGCUGAUAAUCGAGUCGAUUCGCUCGUUUGCCAUCAUCGAGUUCAUGUAUCUAUCGUUACUGAUCUUAUUCGGUAGGUCUACGGCCGAAUCGCGUCCUUUCACCACUAUUUUAAUUCUGGCCAUCACGUGGCUCCCGGGACACUUUUGAACUUGCGCGGCCGCGUUCUCGCAGAUUUCCGCGUAAAUGUCGUCGGCUUUGGUCCUGGUCAAUUUGGGAAGGGAUGGCACGGGUGUAA
Messenger RNA from Nomia melanderi (Alkali bee), 3522 nucleotides. RefSeq names its product ATP-dependent RNA helicase DDX24. The record is from RefSeq and is a predicted model, not a curated record. Lineage: Eukaryota; Metazoa; Arthropoda; Insecta; Hymenoptera; Halictidae. Gene Ontology annotation, molecular function: RNA helicase activity; ATP binding; nucleic acid binding.